Molecule: messenger RNA, 6211 nt
Organism: Cololabis saira (Pacific saury)
Lineage: Eukaryota; Metazoa; Chordata; Actinopteri; Beloniformes; Belonidae
Product: protein bicaudal C homolog 1-like
Exons: 21
Coding region: 310-3273 (987 amino acids)
Cellular component (GO): cytoplasm
Molecular function (GO): protein binding; RNA binding
Source: RefSeq, a predicted model, not a curated record
UUGGUUGGUAUGUGUGCUCUGCGGCGGUCCGUUACCUCGGCAGACCGACAACCUCCUCCGGCGAGCGGAUCAGUGAGCUCCUGCCUAUUUUUAGGAGUUUUGUCCAAUGGGGGGAAACGAGCGCGCCUGAAGAAACUGCUAAGGAAAGUUUCAUCUCCGCUGCGAUGAGCGCCCGCGACGCCGCGAAGUGACGGGAAAAAAAAACAACGCAGGCAGCACACGUCCUUUUGUUCCAGCCCAGCCGAACUUGAAGUCAGAAAAACGCAGCGGGCCCCCCUUUUUUUGGAGAAGUUUCCCCACAGCAGCGCCAUGGCUGCCCAGUGCUGUGACAGCCUGAGCGGAUACUUGCAGCAGCAGCAGCAGCAGCAGUCGGACCACGGCUCCAACAGCGAGCGCAGCACCGACUCUCCUCUCCCCGGGUCCGAGGAGGACCUCUGCGGUCCACACCCGCUGCCCGACCCGGAGUGGACCGAGGAGAGGUUUCGGGUGGACCGCAAGAAGCUGGAAAUCAUGUUGCUAGCUGCCUCGGAGGGGAGAGUCAACGGUGGGGAGGAUUUCUUUCAGAAGAUCAUGGAUGAGACCCAAACGCAGAUAGCCUGGCCUUCCAAGCUCAAAAUCGGAGCCAAGUCCAAAAAAGAUCCACACAUCAAAGUCUGUGGCAAGAGGGACAACGUGAGAGAAGCCAAAGACAGAAUAAUGUCCGUCCUUGACACAAAGAGUAACAGGGUAACUCUGAAGAUGGACGUCUCCCACACGGAGCACUCCCACGUUAUUGGCAAGGGUGGCAACAACAUCAAGAGGGUGAUGGAGGAGACGGGCUGCCACAUCCAUUUCCCAGACUCUAACAGGAACAACCAGGCAGAGAAAAGCAAUCAGGUGUCCAUCGCGGGGCAGCCAGGAGGAGUGGAGGCAGCUCGUGUAAAAAUAAGGGAGCUGCUGCCUCUCGUGCUGUCAUUCGAGCUUCCGGCCAUCAUGCAGUCAGAUCCGAGCUCCCCCACAGUGCAGCACAUCUCACAGACCUACAACCUCACCGUUUCCUUUAAACCCCCAACGCGCCUCUACAGGGCCACUGGCGUCGUUCGUGGCUCGCAGAAUAAUGCCAAUGCAGUCAAGAGAGGCACAGCUCUGCUGCUGGAACACCUGGCUGGCAGUCUGGCGAGCACCAUCUCCGUCACCACCCACCUGGACAUCGCUCCCCAACACCACCUCUUCAUGAAGGGACGCAACGGCAGCAACAUCAAGCACAUCACCCAGAGGACGGGAGCGCAGAUCCACUUCCCCGACCCCAACAGCCCCCAGAAGAAGUCCACCGUCUACAUUCAGGGCACCAUUGAAUCCGUCUGUCUCGCACGGCAGUAUCUCAUGGGCUGCUUGCCUCUGGUGUUAAUGUUUGACAUCAAAGAGGACAUCGAGGUGGAGCCCCACUGUAUCACAGCGCUAAUGGAGCAGCUGGACGUUUUUAUCAGCAUCAAACCCAAGCCAAAGCAGCCCAGCAAGUCGGUGAUUGUGAAGAGCGUGGAAAGGAAUGCAGUCAACAUGUAUGAAGCUCGAAAAUUCCUCCUGGGUCUUGAGAGCAACGGCGUGUCUUCCUCGCCGGCCGUGGCACUGAAUCCCACCACAAAUGGUCCGUCCCCUUCCCUCAUCUGCCCCGUUGGCCUGGACAUCCUGGCCUCAGCUGGCCUGGGGCUGAGUAAUCUGGGCUUCCUGGGUGCAACGGCGCCUCACUCCCUCACCAGCUCGGGUCCCCCGAACGCCGUGCUGAACAGCUUAAACUCCUCUCUGAGCCCUCUGCAGACGCCCAGCCCCAGCACUCCCACACCUCCUCCCUCCCUCUGGCCCAGCUCACUCACCAGCGCACAGAGCUUCACGUCUCAGCUGAUGCUUCAUCCGGCCACUCAGGCCACGCUGAGCAGCAUCCUGCUGUCGGGUGUGCAGGGUUACACACACAGCACGCCGUCUCCCCCGCCAGGCCUCGCCCCCAUAGACAAGCAGCCAAACGGGGUCCCGGACUGCGCUCUCAACGGACACGUCAAGCAUCCCGGCUCGGUCUACGGGAGGCUAGCUACGGCAGCACUUGCAGAAACCGUUUUGAGUCCAGCCCCGUGUGACUCAGCUCAGGAAGCCAGCGGACGCAAUCCAUCAGAACCGCUAUCGAGCAAGUCCAACCCAGAUGAAGGCUCUGAUACAUUUGUGGAAGUGGGCAUGCCAAGAAGCCCCUCUCACUCGGCUAAUGGGAGCGAGCUGAAACAGAUGCUGGCUUCGUGUAAGACGCCAUCAGGGAAACGGCAGGCUGUGGAGCUCCUGCAGGGCACCAAGAAUUCCCAUCUGCACUCUGACUGUCUCCUGUCGGACGCCGAGUCCAGCUCGUCAGACAGUCCCGUAGCAGAUAAGAGGGCGCCCGGCAGCGAGCGGGCGGCCGAACGGGCAGCACAGCUGAAUGAGAGGGAGCGGAUCAGACUGGGGCCACAAACGUCCUUCGCCAACAUGCAGGCAUUUGAUUAUGAGCAGAAAAAGCUGUUGGCAACUAAAGCUAUGUUGAAGAAGCCCGUGGUGACGGAGGUCCGGACCCCCACCAACACUUGGAGUGGUCUGGGCUUUUCAAAGUCCAUGCCAGCUGAGACAAUCAAGGAGCUGCGGAGAGCCAAUCACGUCUCCUAUAAACCCAGCAUGAGCACCACAUACGAGGGUUCCCCGCUGUCCUUGUCUCGAGCCGGCAGCCGGGAAGGUAUUGGGAGCGGAAGCGACUCAGACAACUGGAGGGAGAGGAACGGUGCCGGUCCGGGCCUGCCAAAUCACGCCGACUUCCCCUCCGCAGUCAGCAGUCCGAAGAGGAAGCAGAACAAAUCUGGUCUCUGUUUAUCUUUAAUUCUUGGACACGUAGCUGUAGAGCAUUACCUCAGCAGCAGCAACUACAUGGACUCCAUCUCCUCGGUCACCGGCAGCAACGGCUGCAGCCUGAACUCGUCCCUGAAAGGUUCGGACCUGCCCGAACUCUUCAGCAAGCUGGGCUUGGGGAAGUACACCGAUGUCUUCCAGCAGCAAGAGAUCGACCUCCAGACAUUCCUGACUCUUACCGACCAGGAUCUUAAGGAACUGGGCAUCACCACCUUUGGUGCCCGCAGGAAAAUGCUGCUCGCCAUUUCAGAACUAAACAAGAACCGGAGGAAACUUUUUGAGCCACCCAUCAGAUCAUCCUUCCUGGAAGGGGGAGCGAGCGGACGCCUCUCCCGCCAGUUCCACUCCGACAUGGCCAGCGUCAGCGGGCGGUGGUAAACUCCCGCAGACCUCCGGGCCAUCCUUAAACCGUCCAUGGACACCAGCCUCCAGCGUCUUUCAGUGGUGCCCAAGCUUUUCAGCUUCGGCUGGAUGAAGACUGUUCUCAAAGUUAUAUUGCUAGACAUUAGAAGAACAAGGAGAAAGAAAACGACAUGUGUAUAUGUUAAAAAGCCAUAGUUUUACCUAAAGUGCCAACUAGAAAAAGGGAUUUCUCAGAUGCAUAAAGUUCAGUGUUGACUCCUUGUAGAACUGUUGAGUCUAUGUGGAGCAUUUCUAUUUGAAGGGUAGUUUUAUGGUUCUGAAGAAGGGUACUGUCCAGUAUUUCUGUCCACUUUUUGUACAAGGGAACAGGCAGAAUGAUUAGUACAAUCAUUUAAUAGAUUGAUACUACCUGCAUUCGUAUUAUGCUAUUGUAUCAGUGACAUGCACUUUAAUAAUACUAGAUUUUUGCCUGUGAGAGCCGAACACCUUAGACUGAAGUAAGAGUAGCUUUUAUUUCCUUUUUUUUGGGGGGGGAGACUAAAAGCACAGAUGCAUUUUGUACCAAACCAAAAGUAAGCACUUACCUAGUAAGAUUAUGCUGCCACCAGAUGAAGUAUAAAAUAGGUUCAUUGUUUUGACUCGAUCAACUUUAACACUUAAACCAAAGGAAAGUUAUCAAUGUGGCCUUUGACCUUUAGCUGCCUGCAGUGUCUUAAGUGGUGGAUGCCCCCCCCCAAAAGGUCAGUGUUUGUGUUCAACAGCAGUUUCUCUGUGUAUAUCUAGACAAAACAAACAAAAAAGUAAUAAUGAUAUUUUGUACUCAUUAUGCAUUAUGAUUUUAUGUUUAGUUUUUAUUACUAUUUUAGGCAAAUGAGUGGAAUGUUUAUUGGUAAUCAGUUUACAUAUGUAUUAUUAUUUUUUAUAUAUAUAUAUAUAUAUGUUGAAUGAGUUUCUAUAAUUUUUGUAAUUAAGUUCCAAGUAGGAGUCUUUUACUUUCUUCUGCCCCUCAAUCUGUGGAGCCAUGAUAUGGCUGUGCCAUAUGACGGCAGCAGAGACGCCAGGCAGGCUCGGCGAAGCCUUCCAGGCCUCUCUGGUUGUGUCAACAGGCGACUUUCUGUGGUUUUCUUUCUUUCUUUUCUUCUUUUUUUUCAGUUCUGCAUGGCGUCUUUAUAUCUAGUUGUUUUUUUUUCUUCCUUUUUUCAUUAAUGGCCACUUUCCAUGUGCCUUAGGCCUCCCGGAGUACUCUCGCGUGUAUCUGGGCUGUAAGAUACUAUACCAAGGGUUCAGUGACACUUUUUCUUUCUUCCUCACCUGCAGUUUGUAUUCAGAGCAAGGAAAGACCUCAGAGCAGAACAAAGCCAUGCUUUUUGUAGCAUAAAGUGCCAGUGUACAUAACUCCCCUUUCAGCGGGGGGAUAUUUUGCUAAGAGCACCAAUAUCUGAACCUUACUUCCCUUUCAAGACAGGAUGCAUCACACAAAGAGCCAAUAUAUUCAGGGCCAAUUUAGUCUCAUAUGGGAAUUUUUCUAAGACAAAAAUAAGGAACCAAAGUUACUAAGAGGGCUGAGAUUGAAGAUAAAAACAAAACUGGAUGUUUCAGCUAUCGGUUAUGCAAUCUAAUAUCCCAAAAACCAAGUUAAGCUGUGUUUAAUAAAGUAACAGGAUUACCGGCAUGCACGCUGCAGUGUUUAUCAUCAGAGCUUUUGCUUGUUUUGAACUCCUGUCAUGUUCAGUCACGUGUUUUAAAGGGAAAACGGUCUUUGUCACUAACUCUGGAUACCACGUUGAUUUUGUGUGCGUUUGACAUUCUUAAAAUAUGUCAGAUUUACUUUACAAAGCCAACCAACUUUCCAGUGUCUUGCAUAUUUUCUAGUGCAAUUAGGUGCUUUAUUCCGGCACAUCGAAACGAAGGAUGGGGAAUUUUAGUUAAAACGUGUACAGUUCUUAAAAUCCAGAAGCUAUGUAGGGACGUGACAUCACCGCACAUUUAAUUAUGAUGGAAAGUAACAGCAGCUGUUAUAAAAGUUCAUCUUUUGUCAUCUCUCUUUUUCAUAAUGAUUUGCUACAAGGGGAUUUUUACUUUCUUUUCAAUUUUUUAAUCAUUUUCCAGCACUCCCUUCCAUCUGAUUUCAGCCAUUUUCAAUGUGGUUGUCAAGUUAGUAACACUAUGUUAAAUAAUAUUCUGACAUGGUUGCUGAUGCAGACCAGGUAAUUAUUUUUUUUUCCUUUUUAGUCUUAAGACAUGAUGAAGAGGGGUAAAGCUAAUAUAGAGUGGGCUUCUUUGUUCUGAGAGGAAACCUGGGGCCAUUUCGCCCCCACUCAUCAUGGUACUACAUUGAAACUGUUGAGCACUGAUUCUCCCAGUGCUGUGACUCGUGUUCCUGCCUAGCAGACAUUUGUUUUCAUCCUUCAUGUUGUUUAAAUGUGUUUGCUCGGAGGGCAGCAGAGGUUCUUGUCUUAUCAAGUGAAUGUUAUUUAGAAAAUUAUUGAUGCAUGUUAUUGCAGCUUGAUUAUGGAUCAGUCAAGGGACUCGCCAAGUCAAAAAGUUUACUGCCAGCUUGUCUUGUCUUUGCCCUUUAUAGAUUAGUUUCACAAUUGUCUUUGUUCAUUGUAUUAAUUGUAUUGUUUUUUCCAGGAAGGGAUGUAUCUGAAGGAAUAUUUGUACUGCAAUCAAAUGGUACAUUUAUAGUAAAUGUAAACCACUACAGAAAUGAUGUGUUGCUUAACUUUUGUACAUCUCUUUCCUCUUAUACAACCAUUGUUCCUGUAUGAGAAGAAGGUACAAUUCUGCACAAAGUUCUAGAUGAGAAUUUGUGUGAAAACAAUGCCAUGAGGCCCAAGCCCCUGUUCACUGUGGCAUCUGUUGAUGCUCGUCUUGUUCUGACUGUAUUGUAGUACAGAUGUAAACAGGACACUUGUUAGGAAAAACGGUCAAGCAGGCAAAAAAAGAAAAA